This is a messenger RNA of Pseudophryne corroboree (corroboree frog), 1029 nucleotides long. Its product is annotated as fibrinogen-like protein 1. The transcript has 6 exons. NCBI's taxonomy places the organism in Eukaryota, Metazoa, Chordata, Amphibia, Anura, Myobatrachidae. Bases 160 to 888 code for a protein of 242 amino acids. The record is from RefSeq and is a predicted model, not a curated record. Gene Ontology annotation, biological process: regulation of immune response; negative regulation of T cell activation.
CAGAUGUGAAACUGACAACACUGUCUGCGCAACAGAAAGCUGAGCGUCUUAUGGCUGGGGAUACAUCCACAUAUAUUACAUGAUGCCUCUAAGUGAUGAGGUUUUCCUUGAAGGGAGACACCACUAAAAAACUGUAGGAGGCCAAACCCCGAUUGAGAAAUGACUAAGGGAAUACAGAAGGAGCAAGGAUACGACUGUUCAGAUAUCUGGGGAAGAAAUACGGCCUCAACCAGUGGAAUCUAUACUGUAAAACCAGAAGGAGCUGAUGCCUCUUUCCAGGUGUUCUGUGAAAUGACAGCGACCGGUGGUUGGACCAUGAUGCAGAAACACAAUGGAGAGGACGGGUUGACCUUUGAGAAGAUGUGGGAUGACUAUGAAAAUGGAUUUGGAAGGCUUGAGGGUGAACACUGGCUGGGACUCAAGCACGUCUAUCGCCUGACGCAUCAGGAGCACAGACCCUGCACGCUGCACAUCAGUAUUGGGGACUAUGUUGACGAUGAAGCUUAUGCAGAGUACAGUCCCUUCAGUGUUGGGGAUGCAAAAGACUUUUACCAGCUCUCAGCAGGAAGCUACUCGGGCACAGCAGGAGACGGCUUCCGUGGCGAUAUCGGAACCGAUGGGACCAAUCAGCACGGCAGCUAUUUCAGCACUCAGGACCAACCUCAUGACGGCUGUCAUCCAAAUUGUCGUUUCGAUGACAUGAUGUUUGUAAGCUGCAGUGACUUUUACAGAGUUGGCUGGUGGUAUAACAACUGCGGGUCAGCAAAUCUGAACGGUGAUUGGUACAGUCCAUCCAAAAAUACUAGCUGGGCGUCUUCAGUGUCUUGGCCAACGUGGAGGCCCAACGAGGCCCUGAGAUUCAGCAAGAUGUACCUGAUCUUCACUUAGAGGGAAAAUGUAUGGGUACAAAUAUCUCUAUGGAUAUCACUGUAUAUGUACAGUAUCAUGUAUAUACUUUUUAACUAUUUGAAUUUUUUUGUGGCAUUUUCUGUAUCGAACAAACUGUUUUUGAGUUACAUAAUAAUAUCA